GGAUUCAAUGUAUGAAUGUAUAUUAAAACGUCACUGCUUGCUACUUAUUAUUCCAUCCAUCUGUUUAUUCACAAACACCACGAUCGACGGGGAAAAACCUCUAAUAUAAACCAGAAUAUUGCUUGAUAAAAAAAAUUGUAUUUCUUCUUCGCAGAACAAUAGAACCAACUAUUUUCGUACACAUUCACCAGCAUCAUCCGUCCUAUUAACCGGCAGCGAAUCAGAUUCGAGGAUUUCAUCUUCACCAUCGGCAUCCGAGUAUAGUUACAGUGACUCAUCGAAUGUUUUCGCUAUGGAAACACUGAAUUUAGCUGAGGAAUCCUCAGUUUCCUACAUGGAAACUGAUGGUUGCAAACCUUACAUACAAAUUACCGAACAACCAAUUGACAAAUUUCGCUUCCGUUACAAAUCGGAAAUGCAUGGCACCCACGGUUGCCUGAGCGGUUUAUCUACGAACAAAGUUAAGAAAACCUUUCCCACCGCUGAAUUGAAGAAUUUUCAUGGAGAGGCGAUCAUUAGAUGUUCACUGUUUCAAGUCGAUACGCUGACUAAACUUCACCAUUCCCAUAGUUUGGUGGUCAGGAAAGACAACGAUGACAUAAAGGAUCCACACGAUGUCGAAGUGUCACCAAGCAAAGGAUAUACAGCAGUUUUUGUUGGAAUGGGAAUCAUUCAUACCGCGAAAAGGUUUAUCGUCGAAGAACUUCACGAAAAACUUGUCCGAAGGACGACAUUUGAGAAGGGAAGAGAAAUUACAGAGCGAGAGAAUCAGCAACUUCUCACUAGAGCUGAAAAUGAAGCGAAAAAUAUGAACUUGAACAAGGUGUGCUUGUGCUUCGAAGCGUUCUAUUUAAUCGACGACAACUGGGUCAGCAUAUGCGAACCAGCAUUAUCUAAUCCAAUAAAUAACAUGAAAAGUGCUCUGACUGGUGAACUGAAAAUAACCAGACUCAGUACAAACAUCAGCGAGGCGAACGGUAACGAAGAUAUCUUUCUGUUUGUUGAAAAAGUCGGAAAAAAAAAUAUCAAAGUUCGCUUCUUCGAAGUGGACGAGAAUGAUGAACCGAUAUGGGAAGAUUGGGGUCGAUUUUCCGAAGUGGACGUUCACCAUCAAUAUGCAAUCGCACUUCGUACACCACCAUACAAGGACAAAGACAUUGAGGAGAAUGUGAAUUGUUUCAUUCAGCUAGUUCGUCCAUCCGACCAGUGCUUUUCCGAUCCCAAGCCCUUCCGCUAUAAGCCCAGCCGUUCGGUGAGUUCAAGGAAGCGGGCACGGCUGAAUACCCCAUACAGUUCAGCCGAAUUACCAACCACACUGCACGAAAUGCAAACGAUAUCCAAGGAAUUCAACAAAUCAGGAAUCAUUGCCGAUGUUAUCAAUCAGAAAACGGAUUCACACCAAGAGAGUUUCGAUAAUUUUUUGAAAUUUUUAUCGAACGAAAUGAACGAGGAUCUGGACUCACUGAUUGAUCCUAACGAAUUAUUGGAUUCAAAGGAAAUAAGUAAAGAGCUGAAGAAGCUAGGUCCAUCGAAUGGGCUGCUUAGAACGGAUGGUGUCGCUGUGCCGAAUGCCGAAGAGUCUUCGAAUGAACUAUGCAAAGAAUUGCUCAUUCCGUUGAUGCACAAAAUCAUAAUUAGAAAUUCCGCUGACGUAGCCGCUGACAAGAUCAGAAGCUUAUUCGCCUGUGAAUACGAGAACGGUCGAUUCAUUAUAGACUACUUGAUCACAUACAAUCCAGCACUUUUCAAGCUAUUUUUGACUUACGUGGAGAGACUCCGUAUGCCAGACCUGUUGGAUUACCAAAAUGAUCGGAAGAAGUCGUGCUUUCACAUUGUUUGCGAAAAUUGUCAACCCGACGCUAUUAUCAGCAUUGUCCCAACAUUAAUUCGCUUAGGCGCUGAUCCAAAUGUAACGGACUACAAGGGCGACACUGCUCUGCAUGUUAUCAUUCGCGAUGAUAAGCUGUUCAAAUGUGCCGACCUGUUUAUAAACGGAAACUAUCCGAGCCAUCGCAAACUGAAUCUUGAAAUCGAAAAUUUCGACAGCCUAACACCACUACUGUUGGCCUGUCGAUUGAAUCGAGUGGAAAUCGUUCACUCAUUGCUCAAGGCUGGCGUUUCGGUCGAUGGAGCUUACAAGAAAGAUGGCAAUAAUGUCCUGCACAUUGCAGUUAGCGAGAAUUCCGACGAAUUGGUCUCGUUGCUGCUCAGCCAAACGACUAUUGAUGUGACCCGGAAGAAUAAUGCGGAUCAAAUGCCGAUUGAAUUGGCUAUGGCGGCAGAGCCACAGAAUCGCAAGAUUCUUCAUGUGCUGAAGCGUAGAUACGACCAGCGAUUGCAGCUAGAAUGUCCGUUAACUGACAGCAGCGAUGAUUCAGAUGAAGAAACUUCGUCUGAAUCUGACAUUGAUGAAAAAUUCGGACAAUUGAGUUUCGUUUCGAACAAAUAUCCGACUGAUAUAAAAGUGGAACCUUUCGAUGCCGACGCAGCACCGUCAGUAAUAGUAACCACACAAGAAUAUCAAGAAAGUGCACGCAAUGUCAGCGAAUACAUAUUCGAUGAUACGUGCUUAGAGCAAUUGUGUCAUUGGUUUAACAGAUCAGAUCGAUGGAAACGAUUGGCAAGGUGCAUGGACCUGGAGGCUUUUGUGAAUGUAUGGGCGUCAUCGAAAAAUCCGUCUAGGAUGUUAUUCAAAUUUUCAGAGGUACAAGGAACAAGUCUCAAGCAAAUAGUAGACAUUUUUAAGCAACUUAAUGAGUCAACUGCUUUGGUGUACAUUGAUGAGAUGAUUGCCCGACAACUGGAAGAGGAUUAUUAGUAUUACAGAUCAUUAUAUACAGACAGGUUUCUCUUUUUUAUUUUAAUAAACGACUACUUAAUGAAACA
Bradysia coprophila is the source of this 2886-nucleotide messenger RNA. RefSeq names its product nuclear factor NF-kappa-B family member relish (gene Rel). Gene Ontology annotation, molecular function: DNA-binding transcription factor activity, RNA polymerase II-specific; RNA polymerase II cis-regulatory region sequence-specific DNA binding; protein binding. Gene Ontology annotation, cellular component: cytoplasm. Lineage: Eukaryota; Metazoa; Arthropoda; Insecta; Diptera; Sciaridae. Gene Ontology annotation, biological process: regulation of DNA-templated transcription. The record is from RefSeq and is a predicted model, not a curated record.